Cucumis sativus (cucumber) is the source of this 2326-nucleotide messenger RNA. Its product is annotated as inositol transporter 4. The record is from RefSeq and is a predicted model, not a curated record. Lineage: Eukaryota; Viridiplantae; Streptophyta; Magnoliopsida; Cucurbitales; Cucurbitaceae. Gene Ontology annotation, cellular component: membrane. Gene Ontology annotation, molecular function: myo-inositol:proton symporter activity. Bases 415 to 2142 code for a protein of 575 amino acids. Gene Ontology annotation, biological process: transmembrane transport. The transcript is spliced from 7 exons.
UGAUCCACUCCGUUGAAGAGGGAGCGUUUCAAUUGCAAGAGUUUUGUUUUAUUAUCACCAAGCAUUUAUAUUCUUUCUUAAUUCUUUUUUUAGGAGAAUUUAAAGGACUUGUUUUUGUAAUUAAGAUUAGAUAACAAACCAGAGAAAAAAAUGAUUGGCCUCAGAUAAUCUUCAUCUCUACUAUUACUAUCUGUUUGUAUUUUUUUUUUUUCUUUUUUUUGCUUUGAAGAAGACCCACUUCAACUCUCUCUCUUUUUCCACUCUCUUUGUUCUCUGCUGCUUCUGCAUGUCUUUCUUCUCAACUCACAACCAAAUUUAUGUUUUCUUUGUUUGUUAAGAACAUUAAGGUUCAGCCAUCUUUAUAAACAUCUGGAGUAAGUUACAGACUCAACCAUUUGAAGAAAGCCAUUCAAAAUGGUGGAAGGAGGUGCUGCAAAGGCAGACAAGGCAGAGUUUUCAGAAUGUUGGCAAACAACAUGGAAGACGCCUUACAUUAUGCGCCUCGCUUUGUCUGCUGGAAUCGGUGGUCUCCUCUUUGGAUACGACACUGGUGUGAUCUCUGGGGCUAUGCUCUACAUUAAAGAGGACUUUGAAGUUGUUGACAGGAAAACAUGGCUGCAGGAAACCAUUGUAAGUAUGGCUGUAGCAGGUGCAAUUGUGGGUGCUGCAAUUGGUGGUUGGAUGAACGAUAAAUUUGGUAGAAAAAAGUCGAUUCUAGUUGCUGAUGUUGUGUUCUUUCUCGGUGCAAUUGUCAUGGCUGUUGCUCCCUUUCCUGGAUUCAUUAUCGUUGGGAGACUUAUAGUCGGUUUUGGAGUUGGAAUGGCAUCCAUGACUGCUCCUCUUUACAUAUCAGAAGCUUCCCCUGCUAGAAUCAGGGGUGCUCUUGUUAGUACUAAUGGGUUGCUAAUUACCGGAGGACAAUUUAUUUCCUAUCUAAUCAACCUGGCAUUCACUAAGACAAAGUUAACAUGGCGUCUAAUGCUUGGAGUAGCAGGACUUCCUGCUGUGGUUCAAUUUGUUUUAAUGCUCUCACUGCCUGAAUCUCCUAGGUGGCUAUACAGACGGGACAAAGUAGAUGAAGCAAGAGCCAUAUUGGAAAAGAUAUAUCCUGCCAAUCAAGUUGAUGAAGAGAUGAGAUUGUUGCAUGAAUCUGUGGAAUCAGAAAAGACAGAAGAAGGUGCAAUUGGAGAUGGUAGUAUAAUAGCCAAAGUUAAAGGUGCUUUGAGUAGCCAAGUUGUUCGAAGAGGGCUCUGGGCCGGGAUCAUCGUCCAAGUAGCCCAGCAGUUCUGUGGUAUUAACACUGUCAUGUAUUACAGUCCAACAAUCAUGCAGUUUGCUGGAUAUGCUUCUAAUACAACAGCCAUGGCGCUAUCUCUUGUUACAUCGUUUCUCAAUGCCGCUGGCACCGUUGUCAGCAUGCUUACAGUUGACAGAUAUGGAAGAAGACGAAUUAUGAUCAUCUCGAUGAUUGGAAUUAUCGUUUGCCUUGUGGUAUUGGCUGGAGUGUUCUUCCAAUCUGCUAGCCAUGCUCCAUCCAUCGACGCCUUGGAAUCUACUCACUUUGGAAGUAACUCUACCUGUCCAGCCUAUGUCUCAGCUCCAGAUGCAUCUUCAUGGAACUGCAUGUCAUGUUUGAAACAAAAAUGUGGUUUCUGUGCCAAUGGAGAUAAUGAGUAUCUCCCUGGAGCCUGCUUAGAUUUAACAAAGAAUGUGAGGGGCGAAUGUCGGUCAAACCGACGAGUAUGGUUCACAGAAGGCUGCCCAAGCAAGAUUGGCUUCUUAGCCGUGGUGGUGAUGGGGCUUUACAUAAUUUCAUAUGCACCAGGAAUGGGAACAGUACCAUGGGUGUUGAACUCAGAGAUUUACCCACUGAGAUACAGAGGAACUGGAGGAGGAAUUGCUGCAGUUUCAAAUUGGGUAUCAAAUCUGAUAGUAAGUCAAACAUUUUUAACAUUAGUGGAGACUCUUGGGGCAGCUGGUACGUUCCUGCUGUUUGCAGGAUUCUCACUCCUUGGAUUAGUUGGUAUAUAUUUCUUGGUACCUGAAACUAAAGGAUUGCAAUUCGAAGAGGUUGAAGAACUGCUCAAGCAAGGGAAGAAGUAUAAGAGUAGUAAAGGGCAGAAGGAAGUUUCGGCACAAUGAUUCUCUAGUUUUUAAUCAUCUAAUAUAACUUUACCAUCUUCAGCAGACUUGACGUAAAACUUUUAUUUAAAUACACUUAAAUGUUUCUGUUGGUACUAAUCAUGAGAAACUUUUGGUAAGUUGAAAUAAAUUGUGGACGACAGCGAUGCAUGAUUGGUUAUAAUUUAUUAUUAACUUUAUCCCA